Messenger RNA from Equus caballus (horse), 2194 nucleotides. It is a transcript of the gene ME1, whose product is annotated as malic enzyme 1. The record is from RefSeq and is a predicted model, not a curated record. Lineage: Eukaryota; Metazoa; Chordata; Mammalia; Perissodactyla; Equidae. Gene Ontology annotation, biological process: malate metabolic process; pyruvate metabolic process. Gene Ontology annotation, molecular function: NAD binding; malate dehydrogenase (decarboxylating) (NADP+) activity. Gene Ontology annotation, cellular component: mitochondrion.
CUCGCCACCCACGCCCGCCCCCGGCCGCCGGCUCUUUGCUGGCGCGGCCGCCACCGCCGCCGCAGUCGAGCACGGGCGCCCCAGCAGCAUCCACCGGCCGCCUGGGUCCGAGCCCGCCGCCCGCCAUGGAGCCGGAAGCCCCCCGCCGCCGCCACACGCACCAGCGCGGCUACGCCGUGACGCGGAGCCCCCACCUCAACAAGGACUUAGCUUUCACCCUGGAGGAGAGACAGCAGUUGAACAUUCAUGGGUUGUUGCCGCCUUCCUUCAUCAGUCAAGAUAUCCAGGUCCUUAGAGUCAUUAAGAAUGUGGAACGUCUGAACUCGGACUUUGACAGGUAUCUUCUCUUAAUGGAUCUUCAAGAUACAAAUGAAAAGCUCUUUUACAGAGUGCUAAUGUCUGACAUUGAGAAAUUCAUGCCUAUCGUUUAUACCCCCACCGUGGGUCUGGCUUGCCAGCAAUAUAGUUUAGUAUUUCGGAAGCCCAGAGGUCUCUUUAUUAGUAUCCAUGAUCGCGGGCAUAUUACUUCAAUUCUUAAUGCAUGGCCAGAAGAUGUCAUCAAGGCUAUUGUGGUGACGGAUGGAGAGCGCAUUCUUGGCUUGGGGGACCUUGGCUGUAAUGGAAUGGGCAUCCCUGUGGGUAAACUGGCUCUGUACACAGCUUGUGGCGGGAUGAAUCCUCAAGAAUGUCUGCCUAUCAUUCUGGAUGUGGGAACGGAAAAUGAGGAGUUACUUAAAGAUCCAUUGUACAUUGGACUACGGCAGAGAAGAGUGAGAGGUGCUGAAUAUGAUGGGUUUUUGGAUGAAUUCAUGGAGGCCGUUUCUUCCAAGUAUGGCAUGAAUUGCCUUAUUCAGUUUGAAGACUUUGCCAAUAUAAAUGCAUUUCGUCUCCUGAACAAGUAUCAAAACCAGUAUUGCACAUUCAAUGAUGAUAUACAAGGAACAGCAUCCGUUGCCGUCGCCGGCAUCCUUGCAGCUCUUCGAAUAACCAAGAACACACUGUCUGAUCAAACGAUACUGUUCCAAGGAGCUGGAGAGGCUGCCUUAGGUAUUGCACACCUGAUUGUUAUGGCCAUGGAAAAAGAAGGCUUACCAAAGGAGAAAGCGAUAACAAAGAUAUGGUUGGUUGAUUCAAAAGGAUUAAUAGUUAAGGGACGUGCUGCCCUAACACGAGAGAAAGAGGAAUUUGCCCAUGAACAUGAAGAAAUGAAGAACCUAGAAGCCAUUGUUCAAGAAAUAAAACCAACCGUCCUCAUAGGAGUUGCUGCAAUUGGUGGUGCAUUCUCAGAACAAAUUCUCAAAGAUAUGGCUGCCUUCAAUGAACGGCCUAUUAUUUUUGCUUUGAGUAAUCCAACUAGCAAAGCAGAAUGUACUGCAGAGCAGUGCUAUAAACUAACCCAGGGGCGUGCAAUUUUUGCCAGUGGCAGUCCUUUCGAUCCAGUCACUCUUCCAAGUGGACAGACCCUAUAUCCUGGCCAAGGCAACAAUUCCUACGUGUUUCCUGGAGUUGCUCUUGGUGUUGUAGCAUGUGGAUUGAGGCAUAUCACGGAUAAGAUUUUUCUCACUACUGCUGAGGUUAUAGCUCAGCAGGUGUCAGAUAAGCACUUGGAAGAGGGCCGGCUUUAUCCUCCUUUGAACACCAUCAGAGAUGUUUCUCUGAAAAUCGCAGAAAAGAUUGUGAAAGAUGCAUACCAAGAAAGGACAGCCACAGUUUAUCCUGAGCCCCCAAACAAGGAAGCAUUUGUCCGCUCGCAGAUGUAUAGCGCUGAUUAUGACCAGAUUCUUCCUGAUUGCUAUUCUUGGCCUGAAGAGGCCCAGAAAAUACAGACCAAACUUGACCAGUAGCAUAAUAGCUGACAUUUCUUAACUCCAUAAGGAGAUCUUGAAGUCUUUCAUAAUUUUUAAAGACUGGAAUCUUUUAUAAUGAUUCAUAAUAUACUAGACUAGGAUAAUUUUACUUUAACAAUCUAAAGAUUUAUGGAAAAAUAUUAAUAUACUUCAGGGUGAACUUCUCAGUAGACAAUUUUGCUUCAUUUACUUUCUGGUUAUUUAUGGUUUCUAUCUUAAUUAUUUUGCCCAAGUUCUAUUUAAAAGCUACUUGUACCAACUACUGAGAAACUCGUUGUUUUUCUAUGAAACUAAUGGGAAGACCAAAAUUAGUAAUAAAUUGAUAUGAUCAACAUUAAAACCCCUAA